This is a messenger RNA of Funneliformis geosporum, 384 nucleotides long. The record is from the annotation of a GenBank genome assembly. NCBI's taxonomy places the organism in Eukaryota, Fungi, Glomeromycota, Glomeromycetes, Glomerales, Glomeraceae.
AGCUACCCUGGUCAAAAUAUCCUUAUUUCUUAUAUAAAAGAGCGAAAAGGCAAAUCGUCGUAUCGUGGGUUCUUGAACUUACAUCGCGAUGUCAUUGUUUUCAUUAUUUCUUCAUCCCUUUCAAAGGACUGGCGUGAUCUUGAUACUUCUUGGGCGCGUCGGUUUUUGGAAGAAGCAAAGGAGCUAUUAAAUCAAACAAUUUUUUUGGCUUUAAAGGAAAAAGUGUGUUUUUUUUAUUUUGCAAAGGAAGGGCAACUCCUAGUUGGCUCUCAUCCUGAAUCUGGAGAAUUACUGGGCUUGUUCGCUUUGGUAAAGACAGAGCGUUCACAACAUGCAGAAGUUUUGCAAACAUACUGGCAGGGGGUGAUUGAAGAACGAAAAAAG